Molecule: messenger RNA, 4038 nt
Organism: Pediculus humanus corporis (human body louse)
Lineage: Eukaryota; Metazoa; Arthropoda; Insecta; Psocodea; Pediculidae
Product: alpha-N-acetylglucosaminidase, putative
Exons: 10
Coding region: 1-4038 (1345 amino acids)
Source: RefSeq, a predicted model, not a curated record
AUGGAAAUUAGUUCUGUUUUUUCGCCUCUUUGGCAAGAAUUAAUAGAAUUGGAUAACGUAACGAUAAAUUCUCAUAUUAGUAAAACUUUUUGCAUAUCGUGGUCAGAGAAUAAUAAAAUAUCUGUUAUUGCCGACGGUGGUGUAUUCAUAUUUGAAUUAUGGCCAACUUCUUUGACUGAAAACCAAACUGUGUCAUUACGAAAAUUUUUCAUAUCAGUAUCAGACAUGACGCCUCUGCAAAGCAAAAGUUUUGAUACAAGUAAUUGGUUAUCGAAUCAGAAAAAAAAAGGUACUUAUGAAAUACCUAUUGAUUCAACAUUAUUCUUUAGUACUGAUAAGUGCAGCUCUAAUAUCAAUAGUUCACAAAUUAUUCAAAUUGAAUUUAGCCCAUUAAUUAACAAUCAAAGUUAUUUAUCCUGCUUAACCAAUAAUGGUUUACUAGAAAUAUUCACAAAAGAAUACAGUAAGUGGAUUUCAAUUAUAAGCAUUACUGAACUGUGGAAUUCAUAUUGCAAUGAUGUAUUUAAUGUCCAAGAUUUGGAUAUUGAUGACUUGAAUACAAAAAUGUUAGAUUUGAAAAUUUCUGGCAUGAAAUGGUUUUUAGAUUUCCAACCAUAUUUUAUUACAUUUCAUAAAAAUGGAAUUAUUUGUUUUUGGAAAAUUUCUAAAAUUAAUAAAAAUUUAAAAAUUGAAGUAGAUAACUGGAUUAGUACUGAUAUAAAAUUGUGCACUUUUAAUGUGAACACUUUUCCAAACUCGAAAUGUGCUAUUUUAUUGGUUGGAUCUCUAUCUGGAGUUGUUAAAAUUUUGUUGAUUUCUUUAAAUUCAUUAGAAAUACUUUUUAAUCUUACAUUAUGGGAUAAAGAAGACUUGAUUGCACCAAGUAAAAUUACAGCCUCUUUCUUUAAAGGAAAAAUUCUUGUGUAUGUGAUCAAACGACACAUUUUGUUAAUGUAUGUAUUGGCUGUUAAUUCUAGUAAUGAAAUUGAAAUAAAUAAAACUAAGUGGAUAAAAUUUUCAUGUAUUAUCAGUAGUAUCGUAGAAAAUGAAAAUAAUGUAAUUUUAAAUUUACAAAAUCACCAAAUGUAUUCUUUAUAUUUAAAAGACUUGGAUCUAAAUUACAAUAUUACUGAAAUUAAUGUUCGAAUUAAGCAAAAAUAUAAAAGCUCAUAUAAUAAUUACGGAUUAGCCACAUCCAAAAAUAAAGCUAUUUGGGUUACUGUAUCAUCUCCCAAGAUGAUUUAUGAAUCAGUGAAGGAUACUACUCAUUUAAAUUUUUGGACAACUAAUAUUAAACAAUAUAAAUCUUUAUGUAAUUCUACAAGUUGUGGUUUAAUUAAUGAAAUAUUAAAUUUUGAAAUGGAUACCAAAUUAAUUGAUAUAUCUGAUUUUCUUGAAUUAAAAAGAUUAGAACUUCUAGAGGAUUAUUCAAAAUUUAAGGAUUCAUUUGAUCACUGUGAUUUGUCUCUAUCACAAUUAAAAUUAGAUUUAUGGGAAGCAAAAUUAAAGCGUUCUUGUCAAACCUCUGGAUUGGAUGAAUCUAUUUUUAAACUAGAAUUUUUAAUUAUAAAAAAACAUGCAGAAGAAAUGGUAAAAAAAUAUAGCAAUCAAGAAGUUAUGACCGAUUUAGAAAAAAAAAGUUUUACAAUAUGUCAAAAAGUAGCCGAAUCAAUAAACUUAAACUUUAUUGCCGAACCUUGUGUAAUUUGUGGUAGUCAGACUUUGUUUGAGAAUCCUAAAAUGUCAUCUUGUUCGAAUUCACAUACAUUUCCUAGAUGUUGCAUUAGUUUGCUGCCUUGUAAUGAAAUAUUUUACCUAAAUUGCCAGUAUUGUGACUCUGUUGCAUUGGCCUCUUUUGUUUCAGAUUCAAAUAAAUAUUGCACUUUUUGUGAUGGAUUCCUAACCAGUGGUAAAAAACUUAUCGAAUUUGAAGGCUCAUUCAGCGUAAUUUUAGACGUUCUUCCACCCAAUAUGGUUCAUUUUAUAAAAUUUAAUCUUUCAAAAUUGUCAAGGCCCGCAGAAGAUGUAUUAACUAGAAUAUUAGGAUAUAAAAAAUCUAGUUUAUUUAAUUUAUACAUUGAUAAUACUACAAAAAAUGAUGGAUUUACAGUUAUAAAAACGCCUGAUGAUACUAAGGUGUCUGUCAGUGGACCGAAUGCUAUUUCUUUAGUUUGGGGUGUAGGUUUUUAUUUAAAGAAUUUCUGUAAUGUCCAUAUUUCAUGGGAUGGCGAUCAGUUAAGAAUUCCUGUUACUUUACCUGUAGUUAACAUAUCCGUAAACUCUGUCGAAAAGUUUAGAUAUUAUCAAAAUGUGUGUACAUCUAGUUAUAGCUUUGUUUGGUGGGACUGGAACAGGUGGGAAAGAGAAAUUGAUUGGAUGGCUAUCAAUGGCAUAAAUUUGGCAUUGGCUUUUACAGGGCAAGAAGCUAUUUGGAAAAGAACAUAUGAUGCCCUUGGUUUAUCCUAUGAUGACUUUACUGGUCCUGCAUUCUUGGCUUGGAAUAGAAUGGGAAAUGUAAGAAAUUUCAGUUACGGAUUAACAAAUAAUUGGUUGCAACAACAAUUAUUGUUGCAACACAAAAUACUUAAUAGAUUAAGAGAACUAGGUAUCACACCUGUACUACCUAGUUUUUGUGGUAUUGUUCCUAGAUCAUUUAAAGAUUCUUAUCCAUUUGCUAAAUUAUUAGAAAUGCCUAAAUGGAAUAAAUUUAGCAGAGACUAUUGUUGUCCGUAUUUGUUGGAUUCAAAUGAUCCUUUAUUUUCAGUAGUUAGUAGAGUCUUUUUAAAGGAGUAUAUAAAUGAAUUUGGCACUAAUCACAUUUACAAUUGUGAUGUAUUUAAUGAGAAUAAACCUGCAUCAGAAAGCCUUGAUUAUUUAUCAACAAUUUCAUCGACAAUUUAUAAAGCAAUGAGCUCAGUAGACCCAAGAGCUACUUGGCUUGUCCAAGGAUGGAUGUUCAUAGAUCCAUUUUGGGCAUCUUUAAAGCGAGUAAAAGCUUUUAUAAAUGCAGUUCCAAAGGGUAGAAUGUUAAUUUUAGAUUUACAAUCAGAUUUGACUCCCCAGUACAAAAGAUUACAAAGUUAUUUUGGACAGCCAUUUAUUUGGUGCACGCUUCAUAAUUUUGGUGGACAAUUGGGCAUGUAUGGACACUUGAACAGAGUAAAUUUAGGCGUUUUUAAGGGUAGAAAAUUUAAAAAUUCAACUAUGGUUGGAAUAGGUAUAGCACCGGAAGGUAUAGAUCAAAAUUACAUCAUGUACGAUUUUACAUUGGAUUUAGCGUUAAGAACAAAGCCUGUAGAUCUUGAUGAUUGGAUUACAAAAUAUGCACUUCGACGAUACGGCUUAAUUGAGAAAAAUAUUUUAGACGCAUGGUUGAUUUUGAAAAACACUCUUUACAAUUAUAAUCCAGAUUCGAAUUUCCGAUUAACUUCGUCCAAUGUUAAAAUGUACACUUUGGUGAAGGGAGAACACAUUGCUAAAAAUAUACUGACUAAAUUUCCAUCCCUUCGCAUGAAUGAAUUUACAUGGUACAAUAGAAGUAUAAUAUUGGAUAUAUUUGAAAAAUUUCAAAUAGCAUCUUCAAACAGCAUACUGUCCACAUCAUCAUUGUUUCAACAUGAUCUAAUUGAUGUAACAAGACAAACCAUACAAAUAGCUAUCGAGAAUUCAAACAUGUUUCUAGAACUCCUCAACGAAUUAGACAUGAUAUUAAAUACGGGGAAAAAAUUUCUCUUGGGUAAUUGGCUGGAAAGUGCAAAAAAUAUGGCUACGAAUAAAUUAGAAAAGGAUAAUUAUGAAUUUAAUGCAAGGAAUCAAAUCACUUUGUGGGGUUCUAAUGGAGAAAUAAGAGACUAUGCCGCCAAACAAUGGGCAGGAAUGAUACAUGAUUUUUAUAAACCAAGAUGGAAGUUAUUUUUUCAAGCUCUAAAUGAAUCGAUCCUGUUAAAGAAAAAAUUUUUCUUUAUGUUGAAAAACCGUUUGGUAACGAUCGGAAAAUCUAUUCUACAAAUCCUCAAGGAAACGCUAUUGACGUUAUAA